Molecule: messenger RNA, 765 nt
Organism: Aspergillus niger
Lineage: Eukaryota; Fungi; Ascomycota; Eurotiomycetes; Eurotiales; Aspergillaceae
Exons: 4
Coding region: 1-765 (254 amino acids)
Source: RefSeq, a predicted model, not a curated record
AUGGCCUUAGAUUCACCAUAUCAGUUUAUGGCACGGGGACACAUAGCAACUUCUCUUCAGACACUAUAUAAGACUCGCUCCUCGAACAUUGUUGCCGCUCGUGACCUCUAUCGGAUUUAUGUCGCCAGCUCUUUUGAGUCAUCUCGUGCAAACCAAUCCCCCAGACGCGUUAUCAUCUCAAUCACAAUAAUGCUCAUCCAGGUCCUGAUGAUCCCCCCUGAACUACUAACAGGUCACCUCUUGAACAGCAAUGCGACUGAGAAUGUUGUCCGCAUGACGAUGGUUUUCUCCAGCUGCUUUGCGCUCAGUGCGAUUUCUGUUGUCUAUAGCUCGAUCGACCAUAACCAACUCCUUGGCCAUCCUGAUCGUGUCAUUCUGCAUUCAAUUCAUGCUCUCAGUCGUCUUUUCCGCGGUGGCUACGGUGUACGCUGUCGAGGUGCUUCCGUACCAUUGUCGAGGUAUGGAGCUCUAUCCGAUGCUGCACUCGGGGAUUGUUUACUGGACGCAAAGUUUUCGAAUCCAAAUGGCUAUGUCAGAGAUUUGGCCAGUUUCCUUGUAUCAUGCCGAGCGGUGCAAAGAUACACUGUUCCAGUGGCCUUUGUGGUGUUGUAUUUUUUCAUGCGGGAGACCGCCAAAAUCCCACUGGAGGAUAUGGGGAGGGUCUUCGAGGCGCGAAAUCGGGAUCUCGUAUUGUAUCAGGUGGUUCUUGAGCCGUUUGAAGAAUCAAGGUAUGGUAAUCGUACCGGUGCAAUUGCUUUGGAUUGA